Molecule: messenger RNA, 740 nt
Organism: Trematosphaeria pertusa
Lineage: Eukaryota; Fungi; Ascomycota; Dothideomycetes; Pleosporales; Trematosphaeriaceae
Exons: 3
Coding region: 84-389 (101 amino acids)
Source: RefSeq, a predicted model, not a curated record
ACUACAACUGAACUCUUCGAACAACUUCAACCACAAGCAAACCCUCAAACCCCCUUCCAACCAACAACCAACCAACAACCAACAUGUCUGACAUCGGUCGCAAGGGUCUCGGCGAGCAGGCUAAGGAGAAGGCCACCCCCGACUCCCAGAAGUCCACCCUCGACCAGGCCAAGGAGGGCGCCUCGGGCGUGUACGACCGCGCUGCCGGAGCUGUCCAGCCUGAGGGCAACAAGUCCGCGACCCAGAAGGUCGGUGACGCCACCCGAUCUGGCGGCGACGAUGCCUCCAACCAGGGCAAGGGCAUCCUCGCGUCCACCCAGGAGACCCUCGGCAAUGCCGCCCAGUCCGUCCAGGACACCUUCUCCGGCAACACUGGCAGCAAGCAAUAGACGGUUUCGCUCGAUGCGCACGGCUGAGUCCGCUUGAUGAGCCUUCUCUUCGAUUAUGGCUUUGAGAAUGGAGGAUUCGUGGAUACAUGUAUCACUAUACCCUAAGUCUGACGAAUGAACAUGGUGUCUUGACCUGACUUGAUUCCCCUCGUUCUGUGAUGUUGCUUCGUGAUCUUUGCUGUUCUCUUAAUCGUUGACGUCGCGUUGACUGCAAUGCUCUGCUACCCUAAGCCUUGGCUUUUGAGAUCUUUACUCAUCACCAUCUUCACAUGCGGUCACGUUCAUUCGCUUCUUGGUAAAACCACUGCCCAAUCACGGAUUUCUCAUUCCAGCCGUUACAAAUCCUCAUCC